Molecule: messenger RNA, 2824 nt
Organism: Mugil cephalus (flathead mullet)
Lineage: Eukaryota; Metazoa; Chordata; Actinopteri; Mugiliformes; Mugilidae
Exons: 5
Coding region: 221-964 (247 amino acids)
Source: RefSeq, a predicted model, not a curated record
AAUAAAUUUAGUUUCAUCUAUCCAGCAAUGUGGAAGCUAAGCUAAACAUUGCACACUACUGUGAUAAGCAUAGCACACAAAGAAAAACCACAAAAGAAAAUGUUCCAUUCCACUAGCCAAUCGUCUGCAAGAUUUCCUUUGAUGGAAAAUUGUGUGUAAGUCAUAACAUCCGUCAGUAAGACCUGUGAGGCUGUCUUUCAGUUCCAGGGGAUCGUCAGAUAUGGAGGGACUCCAUAUUGCUCUGUUUGUUAUCUCAGGAGUUGUUUCCUGCAGUCAUGGUUGGAUUUCUGUACCAACACUGGAGGUGACAGCCAGACCUGGAGACAACAUUACUCUCUACUGUGACUGCAGGCAAUCAUUUGGAGCCUACACAAUGUGGUUCAGGAACUGUUCCCAUGAGAACCAGCCUACUCUUCUUUUAAGCCAGUUCAACGCUUAUAGAAACUUCAUUAAGCUUCCCGGCUUUGAAUUUGUGAAGAACAGUUCCACUGAUUCCUAUGACCUGCUGAUCGUGAACGUCACUGAUUCUGAUGAAGGUCUCUACUACUGUGGAACUCAAAAAGAGAUUGUGGAGGAUGGAAAAUACAUCACUACUAGACAUGUUUACAGAUACAGCAACAUCACAACAAGACUUAUAGUCGAUCCAGAACCCAGUGAGCCUCACCAUGAUGCCGAUGAGACUCGAGAAGACUGUGGUCAGUGCUGGAAGCUGCUCUUCUGUCUGUGUCCAGCUGGUGCUGUUCUCUCCGUUCUCUUGUCUGGUUUCGUGGUUCACCGGUUUUGCAGGAAAUCAGCAAUAACACCACAAGGUCACGAGGCAAGAUAUGACAGCCAACACCAAGACAAAGAGGGUGAAGACGUGUGUUAUGCCGCCGUGGAAAUCCGUCAGCCAUCACAGAGAUCAAAGAAGAGGAAACCCCAGAGUUUAGACUCCAGCAUAUAUUACACCCCUAGUAUGUGUUGAGUGAAAGGGGGGUUCAAAUGAGUCGUAUUCUUAGUCUUCCCUCUGUCAUUUAGCUUCUUCGUGUAAAGUUACUGUAAGAUCACAAAUGACCCACACUUGCUUCUCAGAUGUGCAUCUUUUCAGACUCUUCAGAGACUUUUGAUUCUCCUUACACAGCUCCCAUUGCAGUGUACAUACAUUUUUAAUGAACCACUUAAAUAAAUGAUUUAUAAAAAAAAAAAGAAAAUAAACAAGACUAUAUAUAUAUAGAUACAUUUUCCCGCCCAAAUUUGAUUUUUUUUAAAUACACAUUAACAUGAACCCAACAUAUUUUAGUACAGCCCUUAACUCCUUCAGACCAUUUCACACACAAUGCGACACUAGAGUUGUCAGUCUUAACUUCCUGUAUGUAUAUUUAUAAAUAGCACUAGACCAAGUUUAAUGUAGAACACAUAUAGUAGGUAGGGGAACCCCUACUUAAUCUCUCCAUCAAUUUGGGGGUCCUUGACCUGAAAAAACGUUGAGGUAAAAUAUGUUUUCAAUGGACAGAUCUCUCCACAGAAGUUAUGAAGUUAUGAGAAAAUACAGAGUUGACAGUUAAGUCAUCCUUAACCACAUCAUGUGGCCCAUGCAGCGAUCAGUAGGGCAGACAGGAAAACCACACCGAUCAGCCUCUCGUGUGAAUGCAGAGAUCAGCUCAGUACUUAAAAACACAUCAAGGCGAACAAUGGCUACUCUGAAGAAGUUCAAUGAAUAUGUGUGUUCAAAUUGUACUGUACACUGUGCUAUACUUGUGCUCGCAUCAUGUAAGAAGAAGCAGUGAUGCCAUCUGUUUGGUUAUGGUUGUGCAUGCUCUUUCUGUGUGUCGUGAAUGUGAGCCAUUAGCACACAGAUAACAACAACAGUUUGUGGUGUCUUACACAGAUUCAAAUGCCAGUAAAGUCAGCAGCAGCUUCUGUCAAAAGUCUCCUGACCUCUAGUGGAGACAUUUCACACAUGUAAUAAAACAAAAAGACCACAAGACAAGAUCUGACAGCAAGUUAAUGUAAGACAAAUGAUCCUGUUCCCAAACAUCUAAUCUUUAUUUUUAGUCCAGUGGUUUGAAAGAAAUAAUCUGCACAAUUAUCCAAAAUGCUUCAUUACCCUUACUCCUCCCUUUAUUUCAGAUGGAAAUAAUCUACCUUUUCUCCCACAAAUGUAUUUGCUACUUAUAAGAUGCAGAUUUGACUUAAUUAAAGGAUAAUAUGACGUCAUGGAACACCAACACAAUACUCCAACUUCAUCAGUACAGCAUUUUUUAGUGCAAAGCGAUGUGAGGUGCCCAAAGAGUUUGUGGACUUGCAAGCUCCUGAGGUUCUGCUCCACCAGAUGCCUCAGCCUCCUCAUGUGCAUUCAAAGAGUACUGAACCAGUGGGCAGCUCUGCAACCAUAUUUUGAAAGCCACAAUGAUGUAGAAAAGAAUGGAAAAGUCCAUGACCUGGAAAAUCAUCUUCGUGACCCAGAGAUGAAAGUCUGCUUCAUGUUUCUCAGUGUCGACCUCCAGCUGUAUUCAACACCGCCUUUCAGGUGGAUAAUAUUUGGCUGGAUAAUAAGUAUUUUCAUGAUUUCUUCUCUCGUUUUGUGGACAUCACACAGAAAGGUGGACUAUGGGUGGAAAAAUCAACUGACAGAUGAAGACCUCUUUACAGGGGGAGACACCGCAGAGUGGUCUUUAUGAGAAGAUCAUUAUGAUUCUAUCACAUGUCUUUAUAAAAUUCAAAAUUACAUGCUGACCUGUUUAAUUGUCUUUAGUUCAGAGAUCUUCAAUGACUUUCUGGCCGAGGACCCUAAACUGAUGAGAGAUUAAGUAUGGACCCCCUACCUACUAUAUGUGUUCUAUUA